Miscanthus lutarioriparius is the source of this 435-nucleotide messenger RNA. The record is from the annotation of a GenBank genome assembly. Lineage: Eukaryota; Viridiplantae; Streptophyta; Magnoliopsida; Poales; Poaceae.
AUGGGUGACUUCCUGGGCCACGUGCUGCCGGGCACGCUGCUGCUGGCGGUGGGCCUGUGGCGGGUGUGGGCGUCAGUGGCGCGCUUCGCGGCCGACCCGCCGACGGCGUUCCGCGUCCGCGCCUGGAACCCCGUCCCGGCAGUGCCUGCACGGCUCCUGGAGCUGCACGCUGCGUCCGCCGCUUCGACUCCCCUCGCUCCGACGCACGCGUCGAGUGCCGCGGCGCAGGAGCGCGCCGAGCAGCUCGUGGAGUUCCAGCUGUUCGGAAUCGUGUUCCUCGCGUUCCUGUACGUGCUCGGGUGCUUCGCCGUCGCCGCGGCAAGGUAUGGGAAUAACCUGGAGAUGACGACGGUACAUGACCAACGUGUCGCUGUCCCUACUGGACCUUCGCUUGGGCUUGGAGCUUCGGAGCUGAGGUUUGGGCUAGAAUUUUGA